CGGCGGGAAGGACCCCGGGCGGCGGAGCAGGCACAGCGAAGGGCAGCCCCGCCGCGGCACGAGGCCCCCGGGGUCCUCCGGCGGAGCGGGGCAGUGGACAAGAUGAACCUGGAGCUGCUCGAGUCGUUUGGGCAGAACUACCCCGAGGAAGCCGAUGGGACGCUGGACUGCAUUAGUAUGGCUCUCACGUGCACCUUUAACCGGUGGGGCACGCUGCUCGCGGUGGGCUGCAACGACGGACGCAUUGUCAUUUGGGACUUCUUGACAAGAGGCAUAGCAAAAAUCAUAAGUGCUCAUAUCCACCCUGUCUGCUCUUUAUGCUGGAGCCGAGACGGUCACAAGUUGGUGAGCGCUUCAACCGAUAACAUUGUAUCGCAGUGGGAUGUUCUGUCCGGAGAUUGUGACCAGAGGUUUCGGUUCCCUUCGCCCAUCCUGAAAGUGCAGUACCAUCCUCGAGACCAGAACAGAGUUUUGGUAUGUCCUAUGAAAUCUGCACCCGUGAUGCUAACGCUUUCAGACUCCAAACAUGUUGUUCUCCCCGUGGAUGAUGAUUCCGAUUUGAAUGUGGUAGCAUCUUUUGAUAGGCGAGGGGAAUAUAUUUACACCGGCAAUGCAAAGGGAAAGAUCUUGGUUUUAAAAACGGAUACCCAGGAUCUGGUUGCUUCUUUCCGAGUAACAACUGGAACCAGCAACACCACAGCUAUUAAAUCAAUCGAGUUUGCUCGGAAAGGAAGCUGCUUUUUAAUAAACACUGCUGACCGAAUCAUCCGUGUGUACGAUGGCCGGGAAAUCCUAACCUGCGGGCGAGAUGGGGAGCCUGAACCCAUGCAGAAGCUGCAGGAUUUAGUGAACAGGACACCAUGGAAGAAGUGCUGUUUCUCUGGGGAUGGGGAGUACAUUGUGGCAGGAUCAGCCCGGCAACAUGCCCUGUACAUCUGGGAGAAGAGCAUUGGGAACCUAGUAAAAAUCCUCCAUGGCACCAGAGGGGAGCUGUUGCUAGAUGUUGCAUGGCAUCCUGUCCGACCCAUCAUUGCUUCUAUUUCCAGCGGUGUCGUGUCCAUUUGGGCUCAGAACCAAGUGGAAAACUGGAGUGCCUUUGCGCCUGACUUCAAAGAGCUAGAUGAAAAUGUAGAAUAUGAAGAGAGGGAGUCUGAGUUUGAUAUUGAAGAUGAAGACAAGAGCGAACCAGAGCAGACAGGUGCUGAUGCUGCAGAGGACGAGGAGGUGGAUGUAACCAGCGUAGAUCCCAUUGCUGCCUUCUGUAGCAGCGAUGAAGAACUGGAGGACUCCAAGGCUCUGCUGUACUUACCCAUUGCUCCUGAAGUGGAAGACCCAGAGGAAAACCCUUAUGGGCCCCCACCUGAUGCUGUUCAGACCUCUCUAACGGAUGAGGGAAUAGGCUCAGAGAAAAAGAGACAGUCUUCAUCUGAUGGACCGCAGCCACCAAAGAAGAAACCUAAAACGACCAACAUCGAACUACAAGGAGUACCCAAUGAUGAAGUCCAUCCGCUGCUUGGCGUGAAGGGAGAUGGUAAAUCCAAGAAGAAGCAAGCAGGCAGGCCUAAAGGAUCAAAAGGUAAAGAGAAAGAUUCUCCAUUUAAACCGAAACUCUACAAAGGGGACAGAGGUUCUUUACCUCUGGAAGGAGCAGCGAAGGGUAAAGUGCAGGCGGAGCUGGGACAGCCUUUGACAGCAGGUGGUGCAAUCUCAGAACUGUUAUGAAGACAUUCUGCUUUCCCUUCCUCUGUUCUUUCCAUUGCUGGCACCAUUAAGUGGAAUAUGGACAAAGUACUCAGUCAGAUAAUGGACUGACUUUAAUACAGGAACCUGAUUGCUCAUGGAUGCAGGGAGUGACUUUUAUAAGAAGUGAAUUAUGGAAGAGGAAACCGCCUUCAUUCCUUCUCUUCAGUCCUCUCUCCCCAAAACAGUGUACGCUAUUGACUCAGGACAAAAGAUUCACAAGGAAGCUAAGUGGAAUGCCUCCUUGUUGACUCGCAUAAAGUUUCCCCAAGCAAAUUGGUCACCACCACACUGCUUUUCUAGGCUGCACACCUGCUUUCGGUUUCUUUCCAAUGUUUUACUUUGGGAACUGAAGAACACUGAACACUUUUUUUUCCCCAGAACCCUGUAUCCUGUGCCAGUGUGCCCCAUGCUCCAUUUCAUUUUGGUUACCUGUCUUUUAAGGAGUAAGCUGUUGUAUUUUUAUUCUUUAUCUUCUGUGCUGCCUAUGCUACCAUACUGUGAACUGUAUGGAAAACUGAUAUUUUCUUACACACACCUCCCCAUUGCAGCACCAUCACUGGUUGGUUGUCAGGGUUUGAUACCAGAAAUCAGGACAGUCUCUGCAAAAAAUGGGUACUUGUUAUAGUGAUAGAUAGGAACUGAGGGCUGCCCCUUCUUUAUGAGAGAAUUGGAGAAGGGGGGAGGAGGAGGAAUAGAAACCAGUGUAGAUAAAAGAUCCAAGAAAUUGUGUCCUGCUCUUAGGUUGACGUGUGAAAGGUAGCAUUUUGCUACUUCCUCUCUUUACCUGCGGCGAUCGUUCUUUUUCUGUUAAGUCAUAUCAGAUGCCCUGGCUUGGGGAGUUGGCUUUUGUUUUUGUAGAUCUGUUCUGGCAACUGGAAAAGAAGUAGAAGCUAUCAUAUAUUUGAAAAGUCUUUGGGUAUUCUAUAGAUAAGCAAGCUUUUAUUUUCAGUAUCCAACACCUUGAACAAUAGCCCAGAAAAGUCCAUCUUGAAACAAUAAAAGUAGCCCUUUUUGUCCCCCUGGUGUAAUCUUUAUGAUGCUGUUUUUCUGGGUAAAGAGAACUGGCUGGAGUGUCUCCAAAAUCAGCCAGGCUUCUUCCUUAACACUUCCAUGUUCAUUGAAUAAAUGAUAUUCGUUCAUCCGAUUAAUAUGUAAGCAGCAUUGCUAAAUUAACUAACGAGUGGAUUGGGCACUUGUUCUCAUUUGCGUUUCACCACACUAGUAGGCAGGAAAAAUCCUUCUGCAAACUAUUAAUGAUCCUUAAGGUAAAGGAUACCCUACAAAUGGCGCAUCUGAUCUUUCAGUGUGCUGAGUACCCUCAACUCACAGUGAACUCGAUGGAGCUGAAGGUUCCUUGUAUGAAAGGAUCAGACCCAUGGAGGAAUGGAGUACGCAUAAAUGAACAUCUAACUGAGCUCGAUUUGCAGUUGAGUUGGCUUUUGUUUGGUUUGGGAUCUUAGUAAUUUGUUUGACACUUAUGCCGGUUUUAUGAAGUCUAAAAUGUUUAAUACUUGUAACUGCAAUACGGAGCGUCAUCACCUCGUACGGUCUCACUUUGUAGGACAAAAGCUGGCAGCCUGGUGUGCUGGGGUGUUGUUAUCUAAUUCACAACACAGUUCACGCUUUUCUCUUGUAGCAGAGAAACAUCAGGUUGCUAAGAUGUAUACAAGUGGCAGGAAAAAUGAAGGUUGAUCAGUAUUUGCAGCAAGCAUCCUUUUUUUUCUCAGAAGUGGGUGGACUCCAUACACCUGACUUGAAAGUUAUCUUUUUUCCGUCCCCGAGUAGGAGAGCACCUAUUCUGGCGGAAGUUUAGCAGAUAGCAUGUCGUGGCGAAAUGGGAACGCAGUCUUGUUCUCCAUCCUUGCCUUCUCAGCAGCUUGCACAUGGUGUGUAUCAUGAUGAGCAGCAUGUAUGCAACUGGUUUAUAAUAAAGUUUUCAGUCUUGUUACCUGUCGUUUUUCAGACUGCUUUAGACUUUCUGUGUAGCUACUUCCAUUCAUCUCAUUUAUCUUAGUGAAUUCAACUUAUGCUUCCCCUCUCCCUUUUAACUUUCAAAAGAGCAGGAAUCUGUAUUAGUUUGCAGUUGAAUAUACUUUAAGUAAAGCAGCCAGCAGCAGCAUGGGUUUUAAACAUAGGCACUGAAGAAAGACUUUAAAUCAGAAGCUUAGGAAAACAAACCAAUCUUGGUGCAUUUGUUCCUGAAGUGAAGGGCAGUGCAUUAAUCUGCUUCAUCCAAUGAAAUUAUUUUUUAUUCCAUCCUCACAUACACUGUAUUCAUUUGCUUGCCCAUCCUACUCUCUGGACAGCUCAUCUCUUUCACGCAAACCUAUUUUGUCUAAACUACCCAUCUGCAGUCUCUGGAUCCAUCACAGGCUGCACAGGCAAAGGCUCUGAAAACUGGUUUACAGCACCUGUAUAGCCAUGGACGCCAGCCUUCACUUCUGUUAAAACGCCACUUCCCCCACCCGUUGUACAGUGUAUAUGUAUUUUUUUUUCUUCCGUCUUUUAUUUCUGUGUCUGUAGUUUUGUAUAAAAUUGCUCGAGGCUGACUUGUUUGUAGUCAUUUCUGAAAUAUAGCAGCGUUGUUAGCAUCUGUGUUUGUAAAUAAAGAGGUAUGUUUUAUUUCUUAA
Messenger RNA from Alligator mississippiensis (American alligator), 4373 nucleotides. RefSeq names its product RB binding protein 5, histone lysine methyltransferase complex subunit (gene RBBP5). The coding region runs from base 103 to 1722 and encodes 539 amino acids. NCBI's taxonomy places the organism in Eukaryota, Metazoa, Chordata, Crocodylia, Alligatoridae. Gene Ontology annotation, cellular component: Set1C/COMPASS complex. The record is from RefSeq and is a predicted model, not a curated record. The transcript has 14 exons. Gene Ontology annotation, molecular function: protein binding.